GGAUUAAUAAACCGAACCAGUGGAUUUUCCGCUUGGGGAGGCGUAACUCCUGGAAAGAAACGAAAUAAUGUGCCUAAAAAAGAAAUAAAUGUGAACAUCAAUCGACUUCUAAGUUCAAGUUUGCAGACAUUUCAUAAGAAGACCUCAAAUACUGAAGAUAAAGAUAAAAAAUCAAUCAAUUCUCAAAAUAAAGGAGUUUAUUGUCUAAAAGGAGAUAAAGGGGAUAAAGUAAACGAUGGAUCACCUGGAAAAGACGUUACGUGCAAGCAGAUUGAAUCGAGAAUGAAAAGAUUUGAGACAAAAUUAGAUGCAUUGUCAUUAUACUACAAGAAAGAGAUUGUCCAACUUCGUCAAGAAGUUCACGCAUUAAAAUCAAAUACUUUGCACCCAAUUGGUUCUCAACUUAACCCAGCUAAGUCCUGUAAAGAAAUCUACGAAAUGGAAAGCUUCCCUCCCAGUGGACCGUACUACUUAAAUAUCACAGGAAAUUUAACCAAAGUAUACUGUAUAAUGGAAGAUGGGACAAAAACUUGUCCAGCAGGAUCGACAUUGGUCUUGAAAAUCGAUGGCACUAAGGAUACUUUUGCUUAUUCGUCUCCUUUAUGGACGAAUAAAGAUGUGUGGAAAGAAAAAAAUGGCGAAAUCUUUUUUGCCAAGAGUGAGACAAAACUAUCGACAUAUUGGGGCGUUUCUUUCAAUCAAGUCUGUGUGAUCAUGCAAAGAAUGGAGUCUUUGGUUAACGAAACGAAAUCGUUGGUUAUUCGACAAACAUCUACGUCUUUAUACGACCUUGUCGUUGGUGGUGAGUACCACCCUGUCAAUAAUUCCUGGCAAUUGUGGAAUUCCUUACUUCCUAGUUAUCCCACCCAACCCUCUUGUGUCCGGCAAGGUUUUAAUGCGCAUGAUCAAGCAAAAGAUUUUCUUGGCACACGUAUUGGAAUGAUAUUAAGCAACAACCAAAAUUGUACAUUAUUCGAUUCAUUCAUUGGUUUUGGAACAAAAGGGAGAGAAACCAAGCGCAAUAUCUCUUGUGGUUCUUAUAAUACAACAUUGCAUAAUGCUGUUCCUGGCUUUGGAUACGUAUUUGUUUAUUGACUUAGGUGAAGAUAACCAUAUAUUACGUUUAACGUACUUCUUUAAGAAUUUUUAUUUCAUUAGAAUGAACUAAUCAUAGUGAUACAUAUUAUUUAGAAAAUAAA
This is a messenger RNA of Xenia sp. Carnegie-2017, 1199 nucleotides long. RefSeq lists its product as uncharacterized. The record is from RefSeq and is a predicted model, not a curated record. NCBI's taxonomy places the organism in Eukaryota, Metazoa, Cnidaria, Anthozoa, Malacalcyonacea, Xeniidae. The coding region runs from base 283 to 1095 and encodes 270 amino acids. The transcript has 9 exons.